Molecule: messenger RNA, 1541 nt
Organism: Annulohypoxylon maeteangense
Lineage: Eukaryota; Fungi; Ascomycota; Sordariomycetes; Xylariales; Hypoxylaceae
Exons: 5
Coding region: 221-1327 (368 amino acids)
Source: RefSeq, a predicted model, not a curated record
AUUGUACCUAUCUCCGCGUCCCGCCGACCACUAUGGUAGCGCGUUCUCAUAAGAAAAGGGGGCGGGGAGGGUGCGGGGUUUAGAAAACAUCUACCACAAUGAUAAGCGGACCCCCGAUCUAAUCUAACUUCCAUAGUCAUAUUUCGAAGCUAUCAUCAUAUCCUAUUACACGGAUUCUUACCACUCAUUCUAACCCUUCGCUUCGAACGCAGAGCGGCAAAUGCUUGAGACACAAGCUGACGAGCGCCCAGCGUGGGCGCGCAUCGCCUUCCCCGCGGGGUGGAGUAGUGGCAGAGUCCAGGCACUCACUCUCGAGGAUUUCAGUCAGAUCCCAGAAGAAGAACGCCAACUCCUCUGGGCCGCUAUUCGUAAAUUCCCCUUCUCUUCGGAGUACACAAAGUUCUCAGGACUUAAAACGGCUCUGGUGAAAGCUAAUGAGCGACCUCUCACGCCACCAACAUACAUCCCGUCUGGUUGGACUGUUGAACAAGCAAAAGUGAUUAAUUUUGAUCUGCUUUCGAAGCUAUCUGAAGAAGAACAUCAUCUCUGGGCCGCUGGACAGACAGCGGACGAUGUACGAAGGACCCGAAAGCGUAAUCAAUUGCCAACCAGCCCACCUGAUUUCAUUCCCGCUGGUUGGACGACAGAACAGGCUAUCUGUCCUGGCUUUGAGCUACUAUCGCAACUCUCGAAAGAGGAUCUUACGCGAUUCAUGACAUCCCGAAAUGAGGCGAACCACAGGACACAGGCCACUCCUCAGCAGGCAGAUGUGGUUCCAUCACCUCUAGUUGAGACCCUCGCACGAGCAGGGUUUCCGCCGUGGGGAUUCGUCAUAGUCCGAACUUACUACGGCUCCGAAAGUCGCUGGAAACAGUUCCAAGAGAAAUUCGAUGCGAUGUGUGACGAACAGCUCAAUAGUGAAACUGGAAAUGGCCUCGAAAAAGUCAAGGAGACGCUGGAGUUUAAAUUGAUCGAGGACUCGCGGCUCGAAGAUGUGAGUGUGGAGGAGGCGAGAAGGCACUUCCACAUUGCUAAAAGUAUGGGCGGCGUUGCUGCGGGCUUGGAUAUGGCUAUUCUGCUUCUAGGCGACGCUACGGUGGUAGAUUCUGUCCUCAGUGACGGCACGAAUGGAAAUAAUGCAGCCUACUUCACCGUUGUCGACGUAACGGGAGCGGACGAGUCGAAAGGGUACCGGGGCCAUUUCAAAGUAUCGAUCGAUUCCUUGUUAUGCGAACUUUACACUAAAUUAUCAAUGGGCCUAAGCCCACGAGAUCUUUGGUCCAUGAUAGAUGAGGCGGACGACAUCUGGGCGGGUGAUGAUGUCUGAGCGACUACCUACCUACCUACCUUUCUUAAGUGGGUAUGCAGUUAGCUGCACCCUUUGGUAUUUUGACACAUUGCGUGUAAUUUAGCCGAUAUGACUUCAUUCUACCUAUGAGCUCUUCUAUGGCAUUUCCUCUUACUAACUCUAAUUACGCCAUCUUUGGAACCUUGUUGGACCCAACGACAUACUAGAUAGGUAAGAGGUAGAGGUAGGCAGC